UGCUUUUGUAGUAUACGAUGGUCUUUUACUCUAGUACAUUUGCCGAUCAAAUCGAUUACCAAGAUUCUUUUGCUUUCGUACGCGUUCAACAGUUAAGUUGAUAAGGGUUAAGCUGGGUUAUGGUCAUCACAACCCGUUGAUCACUAGCCGCGGCAUGUCGAAAAGAGUUGUUGUAGCGGGACCGGCCGGAUAAAGAAUCACACAUAACUAUACUAAAUUGAGCGCCGCAUAGAUGAAUAUAUUUUGCUUCAUCCGCAUUUUAGAAAGAUUGUUUUUGUUGUAAUAGCCCGUAAAUAGGAUCAGUUUACUGUUAAAGGUAAUAAAUAUAUGAAAUCAAAACACAAGGAAUGUGCUGGCCGGUACGAGUUAAGGCAAAGACUGAUCAGAUCACCAAAAAUAUCGAUCGAGUGGCCUUGAGCAAAACUCGCAACAUCUAUGUUAACUUUACGUUAACUAAAUGACCAUACUUUGUUGCCGUCAUCUAGAUAUUUCCUCGGAAUAUGAUUUCGUUCUUUAAGUCAAGAUCAAAGGCAGCUGUAAUGUACGUGGUGAAUUCGUACCUCCACGUGCUAAAGAACAUCGAUUCAAGCUGGGGGGACUCGACCAGUUCAACAGCAUCACGAAGCAGCUCACGAUCAAAACGAAGAAGGUCGCGCAAUUCAUCCCGUUCGUCGCAAAACUCACACAGAGGCAGUCACACGUAUGGAAGCAGCUCAGAGAGUGGGCUAUACAGCGAAGAACUGGUCAAUUCUGGUUACUUUGGAGACGACGAGGUUGACCGGUGUCGAUGCCCAAAAUGUCUCAGUGAAGCACAAACGAGAAAACCCAUGAACGACUUCGCCGCGGAUUAUGACAUCAUCACUGUCGACUUGAGCGCGUGUUCAACACCUAUGCUAGAAACGAGCUAUGUUCCUCCGGUAAAACUGACAAAUUUUGAUGAAUAUAUUAUCAUUCCUUCGUCUAAAGAGGAGUUCUUGGCUGGAGGGUUAGAUCAUAGCACUCCAAUUCAAGAAAAAGAAACUAAUGGCUUUGACACCAGCGUGGAGUCGCCAGCUGCGGAGUCGCGUAGCGGCGUUGACAUCCAAAACAAGUUCGAUUCACACUGUUCGUGCAAAGUACUGGAGGAGGUAGAGGACAGCGGAGGCACAUGUACACCACCAAGACCUGUUGCUUUACAACGGGUGCCAAGUAAUGGUGGAAGUUGCUGGUGGAGGGAAAACAUUGUCUGGCAGCUACAACAACGGAACGACGCGCAAACCAAACCGUUUUUAGAGCUGCAAUCCGACACGCAAAGAUGCCGCGCUAGAGUUAAAAUCAAUAAAGAACUCGCGGAUUAUUUGAAUAAGUACGCUGAAUUCCGACCCCACGCGGAGGCUGCGAGUAAGAACGCCUUGAUAAAUAUGGAGGUUGACCCUCUUGAUAGAUCUGAACUGGUUCUAGCUAUUAGGAAUCAAAAGACAUCCCAUAACGAAAGGGAAGAAGAUGUUUGUGUGAGGUCAGACAGCAUCGCGCAUUUAGCGUCAACUUACCUGAAACGACAGAGAACCAUGACAGAAGAGAAGCUCACGGAAAGCGAAGGAUCUUACUCUCCCGGAUGUGCAAGGUCCAGGAUGAGCAAUCGCGCGGGAAAACGCGCCAGGGUUCCCAGUAGAAAAUGGCGCGAAAGCAUCGUGAAUCAGCUGGAGAUGAGGAACUUUUUAGAGUGCAAGUAUUUCACGGACGCUAUAGUGCGGCGAACAAUGUCUCAGUUGAGUAUUUCCGAAAAUCUGCCCUUAUCCUGCCGUGGUGCGGACGAGUAUGACAUCAUUACUGACGAUGAAGUGAGUAGCCUGGACUCCAGGAGUACUCUUAUGAACUCGACGUCACUGUCUCAAGGUUACUACAGUUCACCAUUCAGCAGUCGUUUCUUUAGCCUCAAACGCGGCAAGCGCAAAUAGGGUCCAGACUCCGGUUAUUCAGUUUGAGUUAACGGAACUUUCUCUUCGCGCGACUUGGAAUGAAUUAAGACGGGGAGGUAAAUAGGCCACUUCCGAGUUGCCUUUUGCCUCUUUGUCAAGACGAGUCUUUAGGCGAAACCAUUGUGAAACAGAGAGGUACAAGGUAACUCCUAACUGGCCUAUUUAUUUGCUCAGACUGCAUUAAUUCAGUGUCAAAUUAACACAAAUCCUGGACUCGGUAAAAUUUUAAUUUAAUUCAGUCCCUUUGUUUGCACUUAAUGCUUUUAAAACGAAGUAAACAAACAUUAUUUUCUCUCAUUUAAGUGAAAAGAAAAACUUCAAGAUUAUACUUAUUUUGGAUUGUUAAUUUAAUCCUGCAUGGAACAUUUGGAUGAAAUUUGAUAGAAAAAGUUCAAGAUUUAACAAGUUCUUAAAGAACUGAGUGCAGAGUAAAUAUUUUAACUGUAAAUCCUUCCCACCCUAGUUCCAAAAAAAUAUCAGACAGCAUUCUGAAGAGAAAACAUCCUUCUGAAUCUAGACGAUCUUAAAACGAAGAGCUUAAAAUUUUAUGUAGAUAAUAUAUUAAUAUCUAUUAUUGUUUUAUGGAGUGAAGUUUGACAAACAAAUGCUGGGGAUGUUUUAAAAAGAAUUUUUUAUCUGUAAAAGAUUGGUAAUAUAUUAAUAAAAAUUUUAAAACGAUGCACAGCACAGACUGAGAACUAAAAAUUCUGCUGUUCUUUCCCCGCGACUUUGCUAGGGAGCGUUGCUUGGUAACGUGGCUGGCACCAGAAGAACGUGAUCCAUCGCGUGAUCCCAAGAUUUCUACUAUUGUUAAAAGGUAUUUUUUCUCGGGGUUUUGACCUAACAUAUUGCAAACCGUGGUCAAACUACUUUCAACAACAAGGUUAUACGCACUGAUCAUGAGUCGGCUAUUUCGAUGCGAGGUCGAGGAAAAGAACUGUCACAAAUAGUUCCUGUAAUAUCAUUGUUGAAAAUUUUAGGGAUAUUCCAAACUUUCUCCGUGAUCCGAUGCCUACUGACCGAGUAGUUAAAACGCGCUGCAGAAGAGAGCAAACCAAGCAAUACUGAUGUAGAGAGUGAGGAAAAUUCUUACGCGGUGGGUUAUAAUGCCCAGGGAGGUGGGGAUUGGGGAAGAGCUU
Molecule: messenger RNA, 3097 nt
Organism: Orbicella faveolata
Lineage: Eukaryota; Metazoa; Cnidaria; Anthozoa; Scleractinia; Merulinidae
Source: RefSeq, a predicted model, not a curated record